AUGGCUGUGGCGUCGCAACUGAGAAGAUUUCUGCCCGUCACAGGUUUGAGUUGCAACGGUACAUGGGAUGGUAUCACGUGUUGGCCGGCCGCUCCCGCCGGGACGCUAGUGAGCAUGCCCUGUCCCGCACAGCUUCGCGGGAUACAAUACGACACGACAGAAAAUGCUACAAAGCUUUGCUACAAGAACGGAACUUGGGCUAGGAAGGCGAACUACAUAGACAACUGCCACCCUAUCAGUGCAAGCACUAAGCCAGAGAACGCAGAAAUGGAGCGUCAUCUUGAGAACGCCAAACAGCUGAACAAUGUUGGCCACGCUAUUUCCCUGGUCUGCCUCGUCAUCGCCUUCGGCCUGUUUGCUUACCUAAAGAGCAUCCGCUGUACGAGGAACAACAUCCACUGGAAUCUGGUGGCAACGUUCAUCCUGCGGAACACCAGCUGGUUCAUUAUACAGGAGGUGGUGGACGUGCAGACUGUGCUGGACAACAGCUGGUACUGCCGCGUGGCCGUCACCCUCUUCAACUACUUCCAAGUCACCAACUUCUUCUGGAUGUUCGUCGAGGGGCUCUAUCUGCACAUCAUGAUUGCGCAUGCGUUCGGGACCGAGCGGAUCAAGUUCUGGGUCUACGCUAUGAUUGGCUGGUGUGUUCCAGUUCCAAUCAUUGUUCCCUGGAUGAUGGUGAAAAUCUUCCUGAAGAACGAAAGAUGCUGGAUCGACACCUCCGGAGGGGUGGACCAAUAUGACUUCAUCUACCACGGACCGAUUAUUCUCGUGCUGUUGGUGAACUUUGUCAUCCUUGGGAACAUUGUGAGAAUUUUGAUCCUGAAGCUACGUGCCAGUCCGAACAACCUGGAUACAACUCACUACAGUGAGUACUCGGCAGACGGCGUCGGCAAAUCUCACAGGACGUCACGUGUUUCCUUUAGGUUACCGUCAAGCAUCAAGGCAGUGAAGGCCACUGUAGUGCUGCUGCCCUUGCUGGGAAUCACGUACAUCCUGUUCUUUGUCCACGUUCCCAGCGGCAAGGGAACAUCAAAACUCUUCUUCAUCUACUUCAACUCCUUCCUGCAGUCCUUUCAGGGGUGUUUCGUGUCUAUCAUCUAUUGCUUCACAAACACUGAGGUACAGACGACGAUCAAGCGCCAUGUUGACAUCUGGCGGGACCAGCACUGGUGCACGAUCAACACGCCUCCGUCCAAACACCUGCAGAUGACGGCCAUCACGGCAGCACCCAGCAACGGCGACAGGAGCGAGAACAUGCGGGACGUGUGUGCGUACGACAAGAACGUCAUCGUACACACAGCAUAGGCCGGGCUAAUAACGCUGCUUCACUUUUUAUCAGCGGGGUAACCUAUAUCCGUUGUUUUGAAGAAAAAUCUAUUUAAGGAUAAUAAGCCUACGGGCAGUGCCAGUGGCCUCAAAUUGCAGUAUUUUCAAUGUAUGAAAAGUAUCAAAAUAUUGCACUUUGAAACGACCAAACGACCAUCCUCCCACUUGAUAUCCAAAAUUACCUUUUCUUAAAUCUAUUUAGGGAUAGUAAGCCAACGGGAAGUGGCUUGAAAUGACGAGUAUGGAAAGUAUCAAAAUAUUGCACUUUGAAACGGCCAUCCGCCCACUUGAUAUCCAAGAUACCAUUUUUAAAUCUAUUUAUGAAUAUUAAGCCGAUGGGCAGUGGCUAAAAAUUGCACUUAUUUCAAUGUAUGAAAAGUAUAAAAAUAUUGCACUUUGAAACGGCCAUCCGCCCACUUGAUAUCCAAGAUACUAUUUUUAAAUCUAUUUAGGGAUAUCAAACCGAUGGGCAGUGGCUAAAAAUUGCAAUAAUUUCAAUGCAUGAAAAGAAUUGAAAUAUUGCACUUUGAUACGGCCAUCCGCCCACUUGAUAUCUGCUUUUUUUUUUAAACAGCGCAUAUAGGUUACCAUCGGCUUCCCCGCAGGAAAGGGUAAACUAGAUAGAGUUAUGAAUAAUUUUACAUAGUUGUGAAACAACAAGAAAAGUAUAUUUUACUGAUAGCCUUUGACGUGUUGGAGAAGUCACGAAGAUAAGACUAUUUUAGCGUAAUGUUGAGAGAUCAACCCUGUUGCAGGUACAACCUGAGUGUUUCAUGCCCAACCGCUAUAAUAGAGCGGAUGAAUAAAUGAAUCCUUGAAUGACUGGACGAAUGAAUGACUGAAUGAAUGAAUGAAUGAGUUGAUGGAUGAAUGGUUGGAUGAAUGAAUAAGUGAAUAGUGUAAUGAAUGAAUGAAUGAAUGAAUGAAUGAAAAUCUAGUUUGUAUAUGUCAUUAGUGAAGUCAAGCUGUAUGCCUGAUGUCGUUGUCAAACAACAAGUAAAAAGUUAACAUCAACGAAGACAAGAUUUCUUCACUCCGUUGGCUUAUUAUGAUGCUUGGUUGAAAAAGAAAACAGAAGUUUUCUGUGUUUAUGCAACUAAAAUAACGUCUACUCCCUUAAAACCCGUGCUAACCAUAGUAGCAACAAAUUUUAAGAACAAUAGUGAAGAUCUACUCAA
This is a messenger RNA of Branchiostoma floridae (Florida lancelet), 2507 nucleotides long. Its product is annotated as corticotropin-releasing factor receptor 2-like. Lineage: Eukaryota; Metazoa; Chordata; Leptocardii; Amphioxiformes; Branchiostomatidae. The transcript is spliced from 13 exons. Gene Ontology annotation, cellular component: plasma membrane. Bases 1 to 1308 code for a protein of 435 amino acids. The record is from RefSeq and is a predicted model, not a curated record. Gene Ontology annotation, molecular function: peptide hormone binding; G protein-coupled peptide receptor activity. Gene Ontology annotation, biological process: cell surface receptor signaling pathway; adenylate cyclase-modulating G protein-coupled receptor signaling pathway.